AGCCGUUCGUCCCCAUUCCGGUCAAGUGGCCCUCAGUUGUCCAGAUGUCGCGACAAGGUCAGCCCUUCCUGUCCUUGCUCGUGCCUGCAGAAAACAGUGGCUGUCAAAAGAAGAAAAGCAGUUAAUUUCUGGCCUCUUGUGAUCCAUGGCUGAGAUUGAAGAAAAAAAAGGAAGAAACAGUGAUGAUGGUUUGAUGGCGUCAGAUGACUUUGAAGCUGGAUGGAGGAUUUUAGAGGACCUGACCAGCAAUGCUGCUCUAAUACAACAACAGGUAUUGGAGGAAAUAAUUACCCGGAAUGCAAAUACAGAAUAUCUCAGGAGCUUCCUCAAUGGCAAGUUUGAUAAGGAACUAUUCAAGAAGAAAGUUCCAGUGGUGGAUUAUGAAGAUAUUAAGCCUUACAUGGAGCGAAUUGCCAGUGGAGAGCCACCAGAGAUACUUUUAGACUCACCCGUUCCAGAGCUUCUUAUAAGCUCUGGUACUUCUGGAGGGAAGCCAAAAAUGGUGCCCUCAAGCACUGAAUACCUAGACAAAAAGCUGUUUGGUCAAAGCUUGCGUGCAUCUGUCAUGAUGAAGCGUAUAAAUGGUUUGAACCAAGGAAAAUGGAUGUUCCUUCAAUUCAUGAAACCGGAGACUAAAACCUCAUCAGGUCUGGUGGCAAGAUCAUACAUAACAAGCUUGGCCAAGCAUAUUCAACAGAGGAAAAUUAAGAAUGAUCUCUACUCUAGUCCUUGUGAAACAAUACUAUGUUCUGACAUCAAGCAGAGCAUGUAUUCUCAAUUGCUCUGUGGCUUAGUUGAACGAGAUGAGGUUGUCAUUGUUGGAGCACCCUUCGCAUCUACUUUCCUUAACAUUAUCAGUUUCCUGGAAGAUCACUGGAAAGAGCUGUGCUUGGACAUAAGAACAGGCCAUGCUAGUGAUUUAAUCACUGACCCAAGUUGCAGAAAUUCUGUCUCAGUCAUCCUUAGCAAGCCUGAUCCAAAAUUGGCUGAUUCUAUAGAACAGGCAUGCAGUGCCAGCAGUGGUAAAUCAUGGGAAGGUAUAGUAAGAAAACUCUGGCCUAGAACAAAGGGCCUCCUUACAAUAGUCACUGGUUCCAUGGCCCAAUAUAUUCCAACACUCCAAUACUACAGUGGUGGUCUCCCCUUACUUUCCACAGUGUAUGCUUCUACUGAAUGUUUCUUUGGGCUCAAUUUAAAUCCUUUAUGUCAGCCAUCUGAUAUCUCCUACACUCUACUCCCAAAUAUGGCUUACUUUGAGUUUCUACCUGUGAAUUCAAAGGACAGUGAUGUUUUUGAUGAGGAUUCCACAAUAAAGGAGAAUAUUGUUGAACUUGUAGAUGUAAAGGUUGGUCAAUGUUAUGAAGUUGUCACCACAACAAAUGCAGGUCUAUAUAGAUACAGAGUUGGGGAUAUUCUCAAGAUAAUUGGUUUCUACAACAAUGCUCCCCAAGUACAGAUCGUGGGGCGGCGAAAUGUAGUUUUAAGUCUAGGCCCUGACAAAACAACAGAGGAAGACCUUUCAAAGGCAGUGACAAAAGCACAGCUCCACCUUGAGCCAUUUGGUUUCCUCCUGGUAGAUUAUACUAGCUAUGCUGACACUACUUCAACACCGGGUCAUUAUGUACUGUUUUGGGAGCUUAAGAAGAAGGAAGGUUCUUGUGGUGUUGAAGAGCUUGAUUCAAAGUUGAUGGAUCAAUGCUGCUGUAUAUUGGAAGAAUACUUGGAUGAUAUCUAUAAAAUGUACAGACAUGAGAAUGCCAUUGCACCUUUGGAGAUUAGGGUAUUAGAAGGAAGAACAUUUGACACAUUGAUGGAGUUCUUCAUAGCAAAAGGAUCCUCGCUUAGCCAAUACAAGACACCAAGGUGCAUCAAGUCUGAGGAAGCACUGGGGUUGCUGAAAUCUAGAGUGGUUGGAAGGUUUUUCAGUCAUAAAACUUCAUUCUGAGAGCACUUCAUGAUGAAGUAUCGGAAGAAAUCCUAAGAAAUGUGAUUGACGCAUGGGAGUAAACGCUUUCGUUUUCAAGAUUAAUUCUGUUUCUUGUUAUCUUCUUUAAAUAAAAGAUUUCAGUUGUCAUGGAAUGGAAAAGCUUGCCUAUUUCCAAAAAUGAAAAAAAGGUUUCAGCUGGUGUUUAAUUUUAUUCUUUUCCUCUGUGUAUGACACAAUACUGGAAAUUUUUUCCCCUACUAACUACUGUAAUGUUUCAAUUUCUGCUAGAACAGCCCGUCCCAUGUACCAUCCUAGACAGGCAUUCAGAACUAUUCAACUAACUGUCACCUGUUGAUUGCAGCCAUGACAGUAAGGCUUCAUAUAUAUGUUCAGCAAGCUUUUGAAGUUAACACCACGGUGAAUAGCUAACGCAAUGAAGCAAUGCUAUUUUAGCUUAGUUAUUAUUCGAAUGUAAUUUAGGUAAUAUGCUAUUGGUUUCAAAGUUCAGUUUGAAUUAAUAUGCUGUCCUUUUUUUGUUGUUUACUAAUGUGUUAGAUCGUUAGACAAAUACAAGUAGACAUGGCAACACAAAAAGUAGAGGUCAACUCUUUAACUUUCUCAUUGUAACUUUUUGCUAUGUACAAAUAUUCGAAUUAAUCAAAACACAUAGUAGUU
Rubroshorea leprosula is the source of this 2602-nucleotide messenger RNA. Lineage: Eukaryota; Viridiplantae; Streptophyta; Magnoliopsida; Malvales; Dipterocarpaceae. The record is from the annotation of a GenBank genome assembly.